AUGUUAAACUAUGAGGGAAACAAUGAAUUGACCCUGACUUAUUCAGAGAGUGGUGCCAUUGAACCCCAUUGCAAGCUCAAAGGUGUUGAGUCCACUGCCAACAAUCAUGGAUUGGAGUUUGCUGACAAAAAUCAACCAAAUUUUGAAUCAGAAAUACCUGACUUCUUCUUCUAUGUGCCUGGAUUAUUUGGUGAUAUGCCACAACCAAGGGGCAUCCUUAAAAAGCAUUCACAAUUUGACCAUGAAAUAGGAAAAGGAAUGAAGAAGGUGAAGAGGGUGACAUUGAAUGUGCCCAUGUCAUUGGAGGAACUGAUGAAAGAGUACUUCCUACCAUCUACAGCAGACUCACCUACAGGAUCAAAUGCUGAAUCUGAGGGAGGACAAAAUACUACAAUUGAGAUAGGCCUAGUUGUUGAAGAGAUGGUCAUUGAAGAAUGUGCUCCAGCUGACUUCUUUGUGAAAGCUGAAGAUUUGGAGUUCCACUUAGAUGAUAAUUUUGUAGAUCAUGAAGAACAGGUGCAUGAAAUGAAUAAGCCAAAGAAGGGAAGCUCUCUUGCAAAUCCAGGUGCUGUAUUGAAUGAUCAUCAAUAUAGCUCAAAUGGCUUGACCAGAAGAAAAGGCAAGUAUUAUAACCAGUGUGAUAUCUGUCAUCUGUACUUUGCCUUCAAAGAAGAUUUGAAGGCCCAUAGGAAAAUCCAUUGGAAGUUGAAUGUGAACUGUGAAAAGGUGUGA
This is a messenger RNA of Darwinula stevensoni, 732 nucleotides long. Lineage: Eukaryota; Metazoa; Arthropoda; Ostracoda; Podocopida; Darwinulidae. The record is from the annotation of a GenBank genome assembly.